AUUGGUGAAAAGUUAAUCACUCGCGGUCUUUGUUAUCGACAUGGCGUGUGUUGAAGUUACAGGAAUCGCCACCGAGGGCAUCACAGUACGCGUCAGUUCGUGUUCACCGACGACGCUGUUUUAUCGCAGCUGGGCCUAACCUCGUAAUUCUAAUAUUGGCAGUCUUCGGAACACUUAAGAAAUUAUUGCGAGGUGAAAUACGCGCUUGAGAGCCGUUACCACCUAACCUCGAAAUCCUGGACAUUGUAGAGGUUAUUCAGAAGACGUUCCAGGAGAAAAUAAACAGACCGCCGUCACCUAACCUCGAAAUGAUGGAUCCGAAGAAGAGAGGACGAUAGAUAGUGAUGGGACUGAUACGAUACUUAUUGAUAAUAUUACAAUAAUUCAAUCCUCUGGUAUUUAUUUCGUGGAAUCGAAACUGAUCGCGAGUUAUUAUUUCCAUCACUAACGAUAAAUGACCUGACAUUAAGUGGCAUUUAUUACGGAGAUUAAGAUGGACGAGGACAGAGUGGCUGUGAUUUAUUUGACGACGGAUACAAAGUUGCUAAAUGUCGCCUUCGCUGCGGGCUGGACCACCGAGGAUCUCUGUAUCAAGGUGUGCAAGCAGAUCGGUAUCGGUCCUGUGGCCAGACACUUGUUCGCCUUGAGGAAUCGGUCUACGAGGCUUUGGUAUCCUGCGGGACAUAGAUUGGAGGGGAAAGAUAAACCCAAGUUUGAUUUCCGCCUUAGAUUUAAACCCUCCAGCUUAAAAAGACUGAAGGUAAUCGACGCAAAGGCUUACGAUUACUACUUUCAACAGGCACGAGCUGAUGUAUUAGACAAUAAAGUACCGGACAUCGUUUAUGAAAGACAUAAGAGAGAACUCAUAGGCCUAGGUGUUAGCGAUAUGUAUAGGGUCAUGCUUGAGAAGGACAUUCCACGAGAGAUCGUUGAAUCUGAUUACAAAAAGUAUAUUCCCAAGGAAUGUAUUAAACGUCACUCGUUCUUCAUCAAAAAGCCUAUUCAUAAUGCUUUGGCCCGAAUUUCUGGUCAUGAUGCCUCAUAUGUAAAAGAACAGUAUUUAAAUCAGUUCGAAUGUAUGGCUCCUAAUUAUCCUUGCGAAGAGUACAAGGCAUUAAUGGACAGAGGAAUACCUAACCCUCCUUCUAGAGUCUUGUUACGAGUAAAUGCCUCGGAAGUAAAAUACUGCGAAGCGGAAAGUAACGACUGGCACACCUUAUGUGCUAUCGAAGACCUGUGCUUCGUUUCUAUCAGACAAGACAGUACCGUCGAAGUGUCAAGGAAAAAUGGAAUACCAUCUUAUCUGAAGUUCGGAACAAUUUCUCUUCUGAUGUCUUUUGUGUCUGCCCUCGAUGGAUAUUAUCGGCUCGCAGUGAAGUGGACAUUCAAUCUCUGUAGAGACGCCAUUACGCCAAGUUUGGAAAAAAUGCACAAAUUAAAAUGCCACGGACCUGUUGGUGGAGAAUUCUCGUAUGCGAAACUUGAAGAGAAACGUUCGAAUCGUCCAGGGACCUUCAUUCUCCGUGAAAGUGAAACCAAGUACAAUGUUUUUUACCUGGAUGUGUGUGGAAAAGAUGGGAAACCACGAACAAGGAAAAUAGAGCAGCUCGGAACUGAUGACUUUAUUUUGUCAGACUGCGUACAGAGGUAUAGAUCACUUGGUCAGUUAGUUGCGUCUCAUCAAGACCCGGAGAGUCAACUUUACCUUAAGGAAUGCUUGCCACCGUCGGAGUAUGAUAAGUCACCGUUGCUGAUCUGUGCUGCGGAAGGGGUUGGAAAUGAUGUGGCAGCCGACGAAGAGAUAAUCUCAGCUUUACUAGAAGGUGGACCUCGUUGUAUACCUCCUCAUCAGUUACAAGUUUACAAGGCUCAGCCUUUCCCAAAAAGUGACGACAGACCAGAUACUAGAAUACCACCGACAACCAUUUACAGAGCUAUGUGGCGAGUAGCGAAAGGGAAGAAGUUGGAAGCUGCGAUCAAGGUGCUCAAAGAAGAAGAGUGGAGGUUUACAAGGGAGUUUUUAGAGCUCGCUGGGAAAUGGGGACAGCUGCGAUCAGGUGCUUUGAUCAGGUUAUACGGCUUGACGGUUGCCCCUGCUGUUGGCAUGCUCCUAGAAUUAGUUAGGUUAGGUCCCUUAGACGUAUACCUUCGUAACAUGUUACCUCAAACUGUGAAAACCGUUGACAUGGUAGAAGCUGCAGCUUGCCUUGCAACUGCCCUUUGGCAUCUGGAAGAGAGCGGAGUGGUCCAUGGGAACAUUAGAUGCAGGAAGCUGCUUGUGCAUGGCCAUACGGACAACAGUUUUGUCGUCAAACUGGCAGACCCGGGUCUCUUUAGCUACACACAAGCCGACAUCCACUGGCUCCCCCCGGAGUGCUAUGGGAAUCCGGAGAUUGCCAGGAGAAGCUCCCAGGCGGACGUAUGGGCUCUCGCGACGACGUUCUGGCAGAUCUUCUCCAGAGGUGCGGCCUUGCCCAUACAUCACGACAUCGACUCGGUGAAAAAGUACUAUGCCAGCGGUAAGCGUCUACCUAUGCCGAGCGGAUGUCCAUCCGAGGUGUACAAAUUGAUGAGCGAGUGCUGGGGCGAAGCAGGAGGUCCUAGGAAACAACCCCAGGCUAUAAUGCGAGACAUCAACCAGAUCUUGUAUCAGGUGUACAAUUCCAGGAGGACGCACGCCUACGCCACGGCGUUCCCGAAGCUGUUCAACGAGUCCGAGAGGAUCGAGGACGACGAAAAGGACAAUAGCUCCUCCGAUUGCGAGUCUCGGGCCAGCAGUAUUUUCACCGAUCGCACUAGCCUGCCCUGGGACGACGGUGAGGAUGGCGAUGACGGCGGUGAUCCAGGCGUCGGAAGUCUGGGGGAAUCCUACCAGGAUGCCGAAGAGGAGUUAUCCGCCUACCUUGGGUGGCUUGCCGAAGCUGGAACUGGAGAAGGUGGACCUCUUGGCCAGAUGCAAGCGAUCUUCGAACUGGAUGCCGAUUGCAAUGUCAUUCUUCAGGGUAGAAUCGGCCAGGGAUUUUAUGGGGAGGUCUAUCGGGGCACCCUGGAGCGAGAUAAUAAUAAAGACGCCGAGCCACAACAGGUCGCGGUAAAGAAGCUGAAGACCCGCGCCUUGGAGGCUGAUUUAAGGGACUUUGAAAGAGAAAUAGCGAUCAUGAAGACCCUGAAGCAUCCUAACGUCGUCGAGAUCCUGGGCGUCAUUUCGGAGCCGGAGGUCUGCCUAGUCAUGGAGUUCGUAAAGCAUGGGUCGUUGCAGAGCUACCUCGCCAUCCACAGAGAGGCUUUGACCCACAAAAGGUUGCUUGGAUUCGCCCUGGACAUUGCCACCGGCAUGGAGUAUCUUGGUAGGAAGUGCAUCGUCCACAGGGAUCUGGCUGCGAGGAACAUCCUGGUCGCCGAUGAGAAUAGAGUAAAGAUCAGCGACUUUGGCCUAGCUCAGGUUACGGGGAAGAAUGAUUACUAUAUCCUGCAGACCAACAGGGAUCUUCCUAUUAAGUGGUACGCACCUGAGAGCCUGCGAGAUGGCAAGUUCUCUCCCAGGUCUGAUGUGUGGUCCUUCGGAGUGACAAUGUAUGAGACGUUUGGUCUCGGAGAGGAUCCAAAGCUUCCUGGCGUAGGCAAUUCCAAUAUCCUCGGUGAUGGCAAUGCCAACGGAGUAGAAAGCGAGGAAGGCACCGGGGAACUUCUGGCAGCUUUGGAAAGAGGUGCACGGCUUCCUUGUCCACCUACGUGUCCCCAAGCAGUGUAUGUCAAGCUUAUGUAUCCCUGUUGGCACCUGGACAGCCAUCGGAGACCUAAUUUUUCAACGCUCUGCAAGGACAUCGCCGAUCUCAUGACUCAGUACUAAGUCUGGAGUGAAUUUGACGACUAGAUGGAUUUUUAAUAAUUAAGGACGAAGGGACGACGACGUGGAAGGUUCUGUUCCGGACAAGUUCGAGAGACUCGCAAGUAGGUACUUGUGUUUGCUGUUAGAGACUUGAAAUUAUAGGUUAGGAUGCGGUGGGGAUAUUUUGAUGGAAUUGGUGAGACUAAGUGGCCUGGUCUUGUAUAUAAAAUUAUGUUUAAGUCGACUUUUCUUAUUUGUAUGAUAUAACGUUUUGUAUUUCAACAAAAUCUAUCACAAAGGAAUAACCCCAACGUAUCCGACGAGGGGAAUACUCUCCGUUAAUGCUCAUUUUCUUAACGGUGAUGACGUCUUUUUUUUUCUAAUCUUGUGUAAAUACGCUAAAAUUGAUUUAAACUUAGGUAAUACGAGAAAUCGAGUAGAUUGUUUAGACGAUUUAUUGUCAUAUUUAUACGUGUAAGAUGAAAAUGUGAUUAUCCUAAAAUGGAUUACUGCCGUUACGAA
Molecule: messenger RNA, 4351 nt
Organism: Orussus abietinus
Lineage: Eukaryota; Metazoa; Arthropoda; Insecta; Hymenoptera; Orussidae
Gene: hop
Product: tyrosine-protein kinase hopscotch
Exons: 14
Coding region: 494-3850 (1118 amino acids)
Biological process (GO): hemopoiesis; cell differentiation; cytokine-mediated signaling pathway
Cellular component (GO): cytoskeleton; cytosol; membrane
Molecular function (GO): ATP binding; cytokine receptor binding; non-membrane spanning protein tyrosine kinase activity
Source: RefSeq, a predicted model, not a curated record